Molecule: messenger RNA, 4184 nt
Organism: Brienomyrus brachyistius
Lineage: Eukaryota; Metazoa; Chordata; Actinopteri; Osteoglossiformes; Mormyridae
Gene: dync2i1
Product: dynein 2 intermediate chain 1
Exons: 22
Coding region: 121-3690 (1189 amino acids)
Biological process (GO): intraciliary transport
Cellular component (GO): cytoplasmic dynein complex
Molecular function (GO): dynein light chain binding; dynein heavy chain binding
Source: RefSeq, a predicted model, not a curated record
AUGUGCGCAUGCGUAGUGCAUGUAUUCGGAGUCAUGGCGGCGAUUGAUGUAAACACAGCGUACUAGGCAAUUACUCAUUCAGGAAUUGAUCGGUUUUCAAUAGGCAGGGGAAAUACCGAAAUGUAUUCUGAAAAGAAAAUGUCAAAAGAAGAUACAUGGAGAACAGAGGACUUAUUAAAGCACAUGCGAGGCCACAGGUAUGAUGAUGCCUCUGGUAAUAAGCGAGACCAUUUGGACAUGGAUGAUAAUAGAAAAGCCAGGAGAGGAGAGUCAGGAGAUCGCAGACACAGAGACCAACAGAAGACAUCCCACAAGGAGAGAGAUGGAACUGAGGGAAAAUCUAAACACAAGGAUUUGGACAAGGGCAGACACCGGAAUGACACUCAAGGAAGGACAACACAUAGAGACACUGAGAAGGACAGAGACCGAGACCGAACUCGGGAGAAGACAAGAUACAGAGAUUUGGACAGAGAGCAAGACCGAACUCAUGGAAGGGCAAGACACGGGGACUUGGAGCAAGAGCAAGAGGGAACUCGGGAAAGGAGAAGACAUAAGGAUUUGGAAAGGGACGGAGACCGGGACGAUGGAACUCGGGAAAAGAUAAGACACAGGGAUUUGGAGAGGGACAGAGACCGGGACGAUGGAACUCGGGAAAAGAUGAGACACAGGGAUUUGGAUAGGGACAGAGAUCGAGACGAUGGAACUCGGGAAAAGAUAAGACACAGGGAUUUGGAGAGGGACAGAGACCGGGACGAUGGAACUCGGGAAAAGAUAAGACACAGAGAUUUGGAGAGGGACAGAGACCGGGACGAUGGAACUCGGGAAAAGAUAAGACACAGAGAUUUGGAGAGGGAGAGAGAUCAACACCCAAGGAAAGAUACCAGAAGGGAAAAAGCAGAAGAGAGAGAUAAAAGAGAGCCAGAAAGAAGACAAGAAUGGGAGGGAAUCGAGAAAAGGGACUAUGACAAAGGACAUGAGAGGGCAGAGAAGGAGCACAGGAAGACAGAGAGAAGGAGAGCUGAGCGGGGCCGAGAGUAUGGGGAGGGGAGGGAAAGAGAGAGGGACAGGGAAAAAGAUCAGGAAAGGUGGAAGGAGAAAGAUGGGUACAAGGACCAAGGAUGGAGUCACAGCAUCAGACAUGUUAAGGAAAAUGACCAGUCAAAAGACAAGGUACAGGGCAAGUUUCUGGAACCGCCAAAUGAACACAGACGACACAAAGAUGGGCAACAUUCAAGGCAAAAAGAAGAUAAGGAAUACAAGGAACAGCGUCACAAGGAAAAAGAGGAGAGGGAAAGAAGGCGAAGAGAGAGGGAACAGCGGGAGGCCGGCGAGAGCCGGAGGCGCGACAAGCUGUCCGGAGACAGGGAGGAGAUGCGCAGGGAGGAUGUGCGAAGGGACAUGGAGAGGAGAAAGGACGACAGGCACCGGGAGGGGAGGCGCAGGGAGGACCGGGACCCUGGCAAAGCCCUGGCCAAGCUGACUGCUGGCAGCCAGAGGCAUUCGGCUCAGGGGGGUCCUGAGAAGCCCGGCUUCGGGAGGAGACACCUUGCAGAACCGGAGGCCAAGAUAGGGGACCCUGAGGUUAGUAGCGUGUCUUCUGAGAAGCAGGUGGAGGAGGAAGGUGCAGAGGAAUAUGAGGAAGACUUUGAGGACUAUGAGGAGGACUUUGAGGAGGCUGAUGACAGCGACGAGGUGGGUGGGAGUGACGAGGGAGGUGGCGGGAGAGGGGAGCAGAUGAGUGCCCAACAAAGGAAGGAAGUGGAGGUCAUUCAGAGGGCCAUGGAGGCAGAGAACCGUCGACUCGGCUCCGUUCAGUCAACACUGCAAAUGGGGGAGUGCGAAGAGGCUGGCAGAGAUGGGACACCAGAUGGUGCGGUUUCCCAUAGCAGGACCACCCAGCAGGGGAAAUUCAUCGAUUUUGUGGCUGCAAAGCACCGGGAGAUGAGCAAAAAAAUAGGCAGCAAGCAGAAGAAGCGCAGCGCAGAGCUUCUGCGACUGGUCGACCUCGACUUCUCUGUCACGCUCUCACUGCUGGACCUGCCUCCGCUGACCGAGUACGACAUGUACAUAAAGAGCUUCGGAUCGACCGACACGAAACAGGCCUACGCCCAGUGUCGCGAAGAUGAUGUGGACAGGGAUGUUCAGACAGAGGAGGUGGAGACCAGCGACAGGUGGACCCAACACCCAGCUGACCGUGGCUUAGUCUGUGGGGGUCCGGGUCUCACCGGUGAGGCCUCAGACAAACACACAGGAGGCGAGAGCUUGGCAUCUCCACGGCUGGCGGCCUUCCUGCUCUCCGCCUCUCAGGUGAUGACUGUCCUUCUAGAAGAAGACCGGCUCGAGAGGUUCUCGCUCUGCAAGCCCAACCUGCAGAGGGACGCCCUGCCCUUCAGCGACGGCCGCCUGCAGCUCGGCUCCGGCAUGCCCUUCCUGCACGGUCGAGAGGUCAGUCUUAUGGUGUUCUCCCAGACGCAGAGGCAGACAGUGCUGUCUGUACAUCGGCCCUCUGCCAGACCCAGUGCCGUGCACCUGGACAGCAAAACCAUCCUUUGCAUCUGGAACAUCUGGGAGCCUUCAUGUCCACAGAAAAUCCUUGUCUACGAGUCAGAGGUGUCCUGUUGCUGCUUUGGCCCCGGGAAGGCGUCCCUCGUGUUUGCCGGCACGGCUGUGGGCUCCCUGGUACUCUGGGAUCUGCGGGAGCAGUCCAGCCUGCACUGCAGCAUCAGGAUCGGGGAGCAAGACUGGACCCUUCGCUACCCAACCUUCUCCACUGACGCAGUACUUGCAGCCUCUGGCCACCUCUCCCCAGUGAUGGCAGUGGAGCCCAUCCCUCCCUCCACACCAGAGGCCCACAGAGACAGCUUUCCUCAGCUGCCGUGGCAGGAAGAAUCUUCAGGGAUGUCCUUCCAGUUAGGGUCCCUCGACGAGAAGGGGGUGUUGAACCUGUGGGUGGUGGUCGAGCUUCCGCAAGGCGACGAGGCAGGAUCCCACAGCAACCUAGGCCUCAGGCCCGGAGGGAGAGUGAAACUGCUGCACAGCUCUGCCGUCGCUGUGCUCCAGCGUUCCUCCCCAGUGGAAGCCCUCGCCCUGGACUCCAUUCAGAGCCUGCUGCUCAAGUUCCACCCCUCUGACUCUAAGCACUUCUACGUGGGCACAGACAUGAACCUGGUGUACCAUGGAACCCGUCACGGGUUGAGGAGCCCGCCCACGUUCUACAGGUCGCAGAAGGGUGGUCGGAGCCCCGUUCCUGUCACCUCACUGGACUUCUCCCCCUUUGACGAGUCCAUUUUCCUGGUGGCCUGUGGCGACGGCAGCAUGAGGCUCCACUCAGUCUCAAGUGAGUCUCCCAUCAUGGAGUGGUCUUGCGGCGUCGGUGGAUCCACACUCUCAGCCAGAUGGUCCCUCACCAGGCCAGCAAUGUUCUGCACGCUGGACCCGGCCACCUCCAUCAUCUGCAUGUGGGACUUGCUGCAGAAAGAGUCUGAGCCGGUUGCCAUGGAGAAGGUGCAUCCUGACCGUAUCACCUCCAUGGCUGUUUUCGGGGAUCCAUCCAAGCAGAACUCGUUUUCGGGGAUCUUGCUGGCCACGCACUCAGGGCAGCUGGAAAUCCACUAUCUCAGCAGGAGUUGGACGGCGCCGGGGCACUGUGAGCUGGAGCGGUUACAGAACCUGGCUGGUGACAUUUACUGAUGCGGCUGCCCCUGCAUCUCACUGGAGGCCAGACUCCUCCCCCACCUACGCUCCUAUGACCGAGAACAUCUUAGAAGGCUCUGUCUGCCUAUGUAUUACGCAGAACAAUAUAGAACAAACAUUCUAUAUAUAGAUGAAUAACUAUGUUACUGUAGCCGCCCUUUGGCGCUGAUUGUGGGCCAAACGCUCUGCUAUUGUAGCGGAAUUCUGGCAGCACGUUACCUGGGCUGUUAUAAGCCCCACCCCAGAAACCUUGAUACCAGGGGAAACACAUUGCCUGGUUCUUUGAAGAACUGCUCCAUCUCGCAGAACAUCAGACUGACGUCUCAAACCCAUGCCAAAGAUCUGAUGUGGGUCUCGUGUCAGAAUGAGAGGAAACGUUUAAAAAAACACUCGCAAAUACACGAUUUGACAAAAUAUGAAUAUAUAUCAUUUUUAUGUUAAAAGUAUUUCUGUACAGAAAUUUUUUAUGUUAAUAAAGCUUAAUAAUUAUG